Molecule: messenger RNA, 2446 nt
Organism: Porites evermanni
Lineage: Eukaryota; Metazoa; Cnidaria; Anthozoa; Scleractinia; Poritidae
Source: the annotation of a GenBank genome assembly
AUGGCCGAUGAAGACGUUGCUGCCUUGGUUGUGGAUAAUGGCUCUGGUAUGUGCAAGGCCGGUUUCGCCGGAGAUGAUGCUCCUCGUGCAGUGUUUCCUUCCAUCGUUGGCCGUCCAAGGCAUCAGGGUGUGAUGGUUGGUAUGGGUCAGAAAGACUCGUACGUCGGCGACGAAGCUCAGAGCAAGAGAGGUAUUCUGACUCUCAAAUAUCCCAUCGAACACGGCAUUGUAACAAACUGGGAUGACAUGGAAAAGGUAAGUCAAUCUCUUAGUGCAAACAUUGAAGUCGAUUUUUUUUUACCCGAGAUUUUCUUGAAUUUCAGAUCUGGCAUCACACCUUCUACAACGAGCUGCGUGUGGCUCCCGAGGAACACCCAGUUCUUCUGACUGAAGCUCCUCUCAACCCAAAAGCCAACAGAGAAAAAAUGACACAGGUAAAUGUUUUAAUUUGACUUUCAACCUAAACUGUACAAAUCCCGCUACAUAUGAAACUUAAAUAAUUUAUUUACGUACAGAAUGAUUGCUGUUAUUCAAAUUGACACACAAUUAACAAAAAAUUGGAAUUUAAAAAUUUCCCUUUCCUUUAACGCUAUUCACAAUUUUGCUCUUCCGCCGAAUUGGAAUAUUAAUUGCGAGCGUCGUUCUAAUUUCUAACUCUUUGAUCAGCUGUAUGAAAUCGGAGGCAAAAAAGGCAAACCCGCGAGACUGUCAUGCCAAAAAAUGAACAGUUACUGUUUUGCUCGUACGGAAAUCAAGGCUCGUGCCGUGUAAAAAAAAAAUGGCAAUGUAGAAUUAAUGUCGUGAAAGCAACAACGAAUUUUCUAACUUUACAAGUUGUCAGUUUAGCCAAAUGAUAUCGAAAACAGUUAUACUCCGACAGCCUUUUUCUAUUUCGUGGUGUUUUCGUGACAUUGCUAUAAGGCAAGAGCGUCCUCAGCUGUCUGUAUGUUGCGUUGCCUUUUAUGGUUAAAGUUGCUCAGGAUUGGUCAGAUUUUGUUAAGGGCUCGAUCAGGCGUUGUUUGUUGUUGGGAUUUCCACAAAAUCGUUUAUUGAUUAUAACCAAUCAAUCAUUAUUUAUUUGGCCCUCUGCUGGCACGCAGAGACAGACUGUGCAGGAAAAAGCAACUUGAUGUUUAUCCCCAGCUAUUUAGAGUGCUGAAAUGUUUAAAAAAAAUGUCGGUAUUUUCCUUUCAGUCCCAAAAGUGACUAAAGUCAAAAUUCGGCCAAUUUUCAAAUUUCAUUUUUCGAAUGCUGAAAAAAUAAACAGUACCAGAUGAAAGUACUCGCAAAGAGGUUCAAUUUGAAUGGUCCAACUACAGCAUUUUGCCACACUUUUAAUGACUCCAUCUUUCAUUCUGGUGGCACGCCUGAAGUCAAACUUAAUUACUAUUACUAAGUGUCACGUACGUAUAUGUUGACGAAAUCGUUUGGUGUUGCUAUUAAAAUGAAAGCUCCUCGGCGGUAAAUUUGCAUGGCAUUAUUCGCUUAUAAGUAUUUUUCAUAAUUAAGUUUGUGAUGCUUCUUGAAUUUUGGCAACUUUGGGAGUUUUUUUGCGUUGACCUACCGACCCGUGAAAAAUACAGUUUAGUGAUGUGGCCCUUCUUGGCCACAUUGAGUUGAGAUAUCUUUUGCUUUGUUUAGUCUGUUAACUGAUUUUUUUUUGUCUUCCUAUUUUUAACAGAUCAUGUUUGAAACGUUCAACGCCCCAGCCAUGUAUGUCGCUAUCCAGGCUGUGCUUUCUCUGUACGCUUCUGGUCGAACAACUGGCAUCGUUAUGGACAGCGGUGAUGGUGUAACACACACAGUUCCCAUCUACGAGGGUUAUGCUCUUCCCCAUGCUAUCCUUCGUCUCGACUUGGCCGGCAGAGACUUGACUGACUACCUCAUGAAGAUUCUGACAGAGCGUGGCUACUCCUUCACCACCACUGCCGAGCGUGAGAUCGUGCGUGACAUCAAAGAGAAGCUGUGCUAUGUUGCUCUUGACUUUGAGCAAGAAAUGAGCACAGCCGCUUCCAGCUCCAGCUUGGAGAAGAGCUACGAGCUUCCCGAUGGACAGGUCAUCACCAUCGGUAACGAGAGAUUCAGAUGUCCUGAGGCCAUGUUCCAACCCGCCUUCCUUGGAAUGGAAGCUGCAGGCAUCCACGAGACAACGUACAACUCGAUCAUGAAGUGUGAUGUGGAUAUCCGUAAGGAUCUGUACGCCAACACAGUGUUGUCUGGUGGUUCCACAAUGUAUCCAGGAAUCGCCGACAGAAUGCAAAAAGAAAUCACAGCCCUCGCCCCACCCACAAUGAAGAUCAAGAUCAUUGCUCCUCCCGAGCGUAAAUACUCUGUAUGGAUUGGAGGAUCGAUCUUGGCGUCGCUGUCCACCUUCCAACAGAUGUGGAUCUCCAAACAGGAAUAUGACGAAUCUGGCCCCUCAAUUGUUCACCGAAAAUGUUUCUAA